Messenger RNA from Anolis carolinensis (green anole), 2899 nucleotides. RefSeq lists its product as uncharacterized. NCBI's taxonomy places the organism in Eukaryota, Metazoa, Chordata, Lepidosauria, Squamata, Anolidae. The transcript has 12 exons. The coding region runs from base 490 to 1620 and encodes 376 amino acids. The record is from RefSeq and is a predicted model, not a curated record.
CCAUAGUCUGAAGGACUUCUUCCCCCAGAACACUUUGCGGAAGCCGCUUCGAGUGUUUGCGCGGCCGCCGGUCUGCGUGUUCGAAUCCCUGCCUUAGGGAAGAGGGAAGGCCCCAUUGACCGCCUUCCCGGGGUGUUGACUCGGGCCGCCAUGAGCAGGCAUCCUCCCACUCCGUGCCUCAGGGCCUCGAGGUGAUGGGCCCAGGCGCUGUCCGGCCGAGCCCUCUGAAGGAAAGCACCGCCGAAGGUUGCCUUCUGGUCCGUGUGAGGCCUUGCCUUCAUGCGGAGGCCACCCACACUGCGGAAUUAUCGCAUCUUGAUGCCGGUUUGAUCGCCAUAGCAUCAUCCUAUGGGGUCCUAGACUUUGUAGCUCGUUGUGGCACAGGAAAACAAGGCACUGUUCUGCUGAGAUUUAUUUCUGGCCAAGGAUUUGUCUCAGGUUACAAAUUGGCAGCGACUGAGUUGUUACACGCAACUUUUGGGCAACAUCAUGGAUUGGAACACACAGCUCAGCUCUAUAUUGACCGAAGCAGACAGCAACAUAGCCAAAAUUAAGCAGCGUCUGAAUGCAACCAGCAUAACCUCCAAAGCUGAUUUAUUGGUGGGCAGAAUAAAUACUGAGAGUGCUGGUUUGACUGAGCCACAGACUGGAGCACCACCCCUACAUUUCACAUGUGGAGAUCACCCGUGCUGCAGAAUGGCCACUGAAGAGCUUUCCGCCAUCUCUAAGCAACUACAUUCACAAUCUCAGGUCAUAGAAUCCCUUACCCAAGCAGUACAGCGGCUGAAACAGGAGAAGGAUCUACAGCAGCAGAGUAUCAGUCACCUAGAAGGGGAAGUAGAUCGGCUGCGGCACAGUUCCCAGGGUGGCUUGGAGUCAGUACUUGGACACAGGAUGGAAGGGUUAAAGAGUGAACUCCAUAGCCUUCGGCAGCAGGUGUUUCAGCAGUCCGAUGGCGACUGCACUCCUGAUCCAUUUUUCACCACUGGCAUCAUGCAAGAUAUGCUAGAGAGCAAGAAAAUCCUAUGGCGAGAGUAUGAGUGCAUCAGGAGAGAGGUUGAGCAGCUAAAACACAAGCUUGAUCGACAAGAGGAAGAUCUGUUUAACCAGACAUCUACAACACAUGAAAUUAAGAAGACUCAAAAUCAGUACUGUAAGAUGCUGGAAGAUCUGAUGAACACGCAUAAAUCUCAGACACGGGAUCUGGACAAAGCUAGGAGUGAAACCCAAAGCACACAGCAGGAACUCAGUCAUGUGAAAUCUUCAAUUACUGACCUAAAAGAACAGGUGAAAAGUCUGCACUUGGAAGACAAGCAGUACACUCUGCCAUAUAAGGAGAAAAGCAUUCGUCUGAAAAAAAGCAAAGAAGCAUUGCACCUAGAUGCCUUGUUCUCUCUCAGUGAUGAUUCAGUCUCGGAGUUCAGUCUCACAGAUGUGAGCUCAGAUGAACUCUUCAGUGAACCAGAGAUUUCACAAUUAGUUGAGGACAAGGUUUGCAUGCCAAGCUUGGAGCUGGGGGAAAAUCCAACUGAAGGAGCCAGUUGUGCCAUGCGGGAAAGUGCCAAGCUCAGCAGUGACCUGUCUGCCAGCUUGCCUAAGCUCAACCUGAGUGAACUUUAAAGCCUCACAUAAGAACUGCCCCGAUCUUUCUAAUGUGGAAACAGAUUAAAGAAAGGAGAUACGUAUGGAUUGCUAUUCCCUAUUUUGAGUUGCAGUUUUGUACGGUUGCAACCUGAGGUAGAAAGAGGACAUUACCUCAGCCCUACGGCCUUUGCGGUAGCAGUACACCAAAGUAUUAUAUUAAUGCCUGAAAACAUUCAGAAAGACUUCUGGCUCUUUCAGGGCCUCCCAAAAUUCCUUUUGGAAAGGAUCUGUUAGAUUGCAAGUCCUGGUGUUUGCGGAAUUGAGCUUCCUUCCAGUAACUAGUCGUUCCCAACUCUUGUAAUGUUUAAACAGCUUGUAACCCAAAUAUUGAGGCUGAGGUAUAACAGAAAACACUCUAGAAAUUGAUACAUCUUAAAAUUACAGACUUUGUUAGUUUGUUCCGCUGUGCUUAUCCAAACAAAAACUUCUAAUCCUCCUAGUUCAGCAUUCCUGAGGGGAAAAAUGGAUAUGAAAGAUUCAGUUCUCUGAUUACACUUAGUUUAGCUUGCAAUUGAACUCAGUAUUGUUCACAAGUUACCAGGGUAGGAUUGGUAAGAUUGGAGAUAUGUUAUCGUUGGGAGCAAGAGGAAAUAAUAAUUCCCAUAGUACUCGCUCUCUCAGAGCCAAAAGAAAUACAAUUUUCUUGCCCAUUUUGCUGCCUAGAGGCAUGAGAAGUAGAAAUUUAUUAAAAUUGAUGUUGUGUUCCCCCAUCUUACAUUUAGUUUAUAGCACAUGAGGUUCUUGAGUGAGACAGCAUUCACGUACUAGGGAAAGUUGCCUCUCCCGCUCCCUGCAACAGCUUGGGAAAUCUCUCUUAAAAGAGGAAUCCCUCAAAGAACAGCCUACAGUAAGAGGCAUGUUCAGUUUCUGAGUAAAAGACUUCAGAAGGGAAAAGGAUUAAAGUGGGGGGGGGGGAUUAGCCCAAAGGGGAUUAAAUCAACAGAUGCUCCAUUAUAGUUCAAAGAGUUCUGGCAAGCAGCAGUUGUUCCUAGAGCUUAUUAGUUUGGGGCUACUCAUGACACUGGCUUGUUUGUAGGGCUGGGGAAGUAUAGAUGACAAAUCUGAAUUCAUGACCCCUGGACACAACAAAUGUAACUGGAUGCAUUCCAGGGGUAAAUCUUUUGUGUACUCAUCAACAAAUGUUGACUUUGGUAUUUUACUUUCAACUGCUGUUCAUGUAUGCCUAUUUUGCUGGAAUUUUUUACUUUUGAUAAAUGGGAAGGAGAUGAGAAGAAAUAAACAAGUUACCCUUAUA